AUGGCGAAUGUGAUCACGUACCAGCAACUUAAGCAUCUUGACAACCAGGAAAGUGAACACAUCGCAACAUUUACCGCCCUUACUCGCAGAUACAAAGACAUCAUUCAGGACCAAGAAGAGCUUAUAGAACUUCUCCGAAACAGGACAAGCAAGCUGGAAGCAGUAAUCAAGGAGUAUUCAACUUUCGACGAUUCGGCUGCUGCCUCGCUUGCCCAGGAUGCACCACGGCUCAGAGCAAAAUUAGCUGAGCUUGGAGCAGCGCUCGUAGAGAGAGACAGUAAGAUCGAAGAGCUCAAGCUUCUUGUCGAGAAAGCUCGAUUAGAUAGGCACGCUGGUUGCACAGAGGAAAUCAGCAAACUUAAGGAGGAGGCAGCCUCAAUACGACUGGCAUCAGGCGACGAUAGCGUUUGGAGGUCCAGGUGGCAAAGAUCGGAGGAAGCUUUGAAGAAGGACAAAGCUGCUCUUGAACAACAGCUACUGAGCCUGAGGCGGAAAGUUGUAACACUUCAGGAGCGGAUCGAAGAGCUGAAGAGCGACCAGGUCGUGGAAGAUCUUAAGGAGUUGAAGCGUUUGGCGAAAGAUGCUGUUGCUGACCUGGAUCGAGCGACAAUGGUGAGCUGGGGUGAGAUGGGACAGAAGCUUCUUCGCCUUGCAGACUUUGCUGAGUCGCUCUAAGUUUGCUUGCCGAAGCAUGUAGCAGAUAAAACAGGAAAUUCGUGGAUGAAUCGACGAGGCUGCGGCUCUGCUUCUCGACGGGCAGAAUCUUGAUCAUUAGACAGAAGAGAUAGCUUCACUGUCCAGAUUUCAAAAUUCAACACUGCGUCUUCGUGAUGGCUCUUCACA
Molecule: messenger RNA, 843 nt
Organism: Verruconis gallopava
Lineage: Eukaryota; Fungi; Ascomycota; Dothideomycetes; Venturiales; Sympoventuriaceae
Exons: 1
Coding region: 1-675 (224 amino acids)
Source: RefSeq, a predicted model, not a curated record